Moneuplotes crassus is the source of this 1266-nucleotide messenger RNA. NCBI's taxonomy places the organism in Eukaryota, Ciliophora, Spirotrichea, Euplotida, Euplotidae. The record is from the annotation of a GenBank genome assembly.
UUUUUAUUAAAUUCCUUGGUAAACAUGGGAAACUGAUGCACCUCUAAGGAUAAGACUGAGGGGGGAUAUGCCUCUAAUCCUCCGGUCAUGAACAGGAGAAGUCAGGUUAAGAAGAUUGUAACAACCACACAAGAUACUAGUGAUAGUCAGUCAGGCUCCUCUAGUGAUUUCUCGCCUGACAAACCUGUUGACAAAAGAAGCUCUACUUAUAAAGCAGCAAGCCUUGAAUCCUUUAACACUCUAAAGGUUAUUGGGAGAGGUUCUUACGGAAAGGUAUUCAUGGUAGAGGAGAAGUCCACAGGAAAGAUCUACGCCAUGAAAGUGCUCAAGAAAGGGGCUAUUACUGAUGAAAGAGGCAAAGAGAGAGUUCUGACCGAGAGAGAUAUCAUCAUGCAGAUUCGGCACCCAUAUAUAGUCACUUUGCACUAUUCUUUUCAGACCAAGACUAAGCUAUUCUUCAUACUUGAUUUCCUUAAUGGAGGAGAUCUCUAUACUCAUAUUAUGAGUUAUGGGAAGUUCAAAGAAAACAGAGCUAAGUUUUACACUGCAGAAUUAGUCUUAGCUAUUAACCAUCUUCAUAAGAAAGGGAUUGUCUAUCGAGAUCUGAAACCUCAAAAUAUAAUGCUUGACAAUGAAGGCCACAUCAAAUUAACAGAUUUUGGUCUCUCCAAAGCUGAUUUCGAUCAGGAUCAGAGCCACACUAUUUGUGGAACUAUCAAAUACAUCGCUCCUGAGACGAUCUCAGGAAUGAGCUACAACCACACUGUUGAUUGGUGGUCUUUAGGUAUCAUUCUGUACAGAAUGUUAACAGGGAAACUACCAUAUCCAACAAACAAGAACAGUGAAGUGAGAGUAUUCAUAGUCCACAACAAAAUUCAAGUUUCAAAGAAGAGGAUUCCCGAUGAAGUUACAAGAAGUUUCAUACUUGGACUACUAGAGAAAGAUCCAUCAGAGAGGCUUGGCUCCUGUGGAGUCGAAGAUAUUAAGAACCAUGAGUAUUUUGGAGACAUCGACUGGGAUGCCCUUGAGAGGAGAGAAGUAAAGCCUCCAUAUAAUCCAAGACUUAAAUCUGACAAGGAUGUCAAACAUAUUGACCAAAAAUAUUUAGAUCAAAAUGUUGUUAGCUGAACGAUGGAUGACACAGACCUUAAGAAUGGAAACAUGAACAAUCAAGUGUUUGAAGAUUUCACUUAUACUAAGGAAGAUCCAAUGAACCAACCUGGUAGGCAGACCGAAUAUUAAAGAUAAGAUUCCUUGAAAUCUUGG